CACUUUAAAAAUAAUAAUAAAAAAAUCAAGUUAAAACUCUAAGCCCUCAUUGAAUACAAAUGAAUUAUUUUAAUAAAAUGAAAUAGAUAAAAACAAAUUUUGUUGUUGUAAUGAUGAAAACAUGUUUUUAGAGUGUGCAUCAUGGCUGUCUGGAUGAAGACCAAGCAAAUGUUUGAAGCAGAUUUGUUGAUGGAGUGUGAGAUCUGCUGCUAAGGCUGGACUGACCAUAUGGACGUCAGAGAUCAGAUGUGAUUUAGGCCUGUGAUGGCCCAUGCCAGGCCAGUUGUGAAAGGAGAUACACCAAGCCUAUGGGAUUUUGGGUAAGCACGUGGAGUGUUUGUGUAGGAGAGGAUGUUUAGGGAUUGGUAUAAACUCACACCCUAUAUGGCCCCUCCUCCACUGCAUCAUAGUGCCAACCUGACAGCUCGUGCACUCAGCUAUAUCCAUGUGUGUGUGUGUGUGAGAGAGUAGCGCCUUCAACCACCAGCUGGCAAGGUCAACAUUCACCAGUUAAUCUCUCCCUCUGUCUUUCUUUCUGUUUGCUCUCCCUCCCUCUGUUUCUUUCUGUGUAUGUUUGUAUUACUCUGCAGUUUCACUAGAACAAGAGUUUAUGUCUCCUGUGUUCCAGUCUGGGUCCUCUGUUCUUUCUCUGAGUGACAGGCAGGAACAAAAUGAAUCUGAAUCUUUUUCAUAUGUUUGCACUGAUUUUAGGGGACCUGAAUUCUGCAGACUCAUUGGUUGCUGCUUUAUCAGUAAUUAAAAAUAUUUAUGUAUGAAUGUGAUAGCAGAGCUUAAUUUUCAGCGUCUUCAUUGUCACACACAUCUUUCAGAAAUCAUUCUAAUAUGCUGAUUUGCAGCUCAGUAAAUAUUUUUUAUUAUAAUCAAUGAAGAAAAUGCUCAAAGUUGUUGUGCAAACUGUAAUGCAUUAAUUUCAAAAGAACCGCAUUUAUUUGAAUUCGAAUACAAAGCUUAACUGUCACCUUUGAUCAGUUCAAUGUGUCUUUGCAGCAUAAAAUUAUUCAUUUCUUUUGAAUGGUAUAUAAACUAACUUAAUUUUUUUGAAGAGAAUGUGAUUGGUGAUUACCUGUGCAAAAGUUGCUGCCACAUUGCUAAGGCCUUGCCAGGUUCCUGUUAUGUGGUUUCUGGAUGUACGGGGUAGUUGCUUAUGUUGCAAAUUAAAAGUUUUGAAUUUCAAAAAGGUAUGAAUGUUAGUUAGAUAUCUAGACUAAUAAGUAGGUGGACAGAUGGAUAGAUAGAUGCUUUCUUAUAGACUGCCACUUAUAGAAAUAUAUUAACUUAACGUAUUAGCAUUUGUGGUAAAAGAACACUUCAUUUACGAGAAAGUGAUGUCCGCAUUGAAUUUCUUUGCAUUCAUGUUUAGUAAAUUCCUCUUCCUGUCAUUCCAGUUCAAAUUCCUGUGGGGUGUGGCCAACUGAAAUCAAAUUCUAGCCCAACUCAUUAAUUAAAUUUGAGCCAAUUCUUCAGUUCUGAACCUCGCACAACCCUGUCACUGGCUCAUAUCAGAAGAAUCCACAUGCAGUUCUAGAUAUGACUCGGGUGAUAGUGAUGCUUGCCUUUGCAAGAGCUGCUAAUUGCCUUUAUUUCAUAACCUGGACCAAGCAUUGUAAUAUCAAUUCAGCUCAGCCAGUAAUAAGUGUUUGUAUUUGUGUGUGAGUGAUAAUGGAUGUGUUAAUGACCAAAUAAACCUUCAACCAUCAUUCUCUCUCAUACACAUCAGGAGUGUGUGGUAAUUAAAUAGAGAAGUCUGCCUGUCAGAUUUGCUUCUUGUCCCUCUUGAUGCUAACCCGUGCUGACUAGCUCAUUAUUGGACAGCCAUAAUCGUGUCCCGCCGUCUGGUCAGCACUGGGAGUCACGUGAACAUUAUUUUUAUUUCUGGUUCCCAUUGGGUUUUCUGUUGUUUUUGUCAGUUUUCCGCACGAAAGGUGGAAUCUGACAUCUUUAUGCACUCUGUGUUUUGUGACAUGACGUCACCAUGUCGCAAUACUGUGUAAAUGUCACAUUGUGCAAACCAACAUGCUUUUGUUUUCCCCUCUAACAUGCACACAUGGGCAUCGCUUAUGUAAGAAUGUCUGUGGCAGCGAUUGGUUGUGCUUUCAAAUUUCAUUUAUUAAUUUGUUAAUUAAUAUUAUUCUUCAAAAUAUAUUGUGAAAUAUUAUUAUAAUUUAAAACUAGAUAAAGUACUCAAUCAAACCUUGAAGAUGGCUUGAAGAAGCCUUGACUGAAAGUUUGAAGCAUUUGUAAAAUCUUGAAGUUUACAAGUUUAGAUCAGAUGUUUCUAAUUUGUUAAGACAGCAUGUUUCAAAAAUGAUCAGCAUGUUGCUAUCAUGCCUUAGCAUGUUUCUAGCUUGUUUUGUUUAACAUGAUUAGCAUGUGAUGUUGUUAACAUGUUGUUGGCAUGUUUUUAGAAUAUUAGCAGACAGCAUGUGCAAAUAAAGGGUGGCAACUGUGGGCUCAAUGAAAGAUGGUAGCAGACAUCCACACAGACUAUGCCAUGGCUGCACAGUAAUUUAAUCCACAUUUUUGCAGUAUCUUUUUGUUUCAGCAUAGUCAGCAGUCAUGGUGAUGCACACAAGUGCACAGAGGCAUUUGUGCCAUCUCAAACGUUCUUACACAGAAGGAAAUCACACGGAACAAAGCAGAACAGUGAGUGAUCAGAUGGUAUUGUAUUUGCCUAAUGAAAGUGUAGAGAUUGCAGCAGUGGCGGCGAGAUAAAUGCUCAGGUCCUUUGUUUGGUCGCUUCGCUCUAUUAUGGCUAAACACUCUGACAUUUAAGUAUGACAUUUCUGUCAUUAGACGUCCUGGCAGUAAUUUGCAGCAGAUCAAGGAGGUGUUUAAAGCCAUCAAAUGCUACAUUUCUCUUCCAAAACUCGUUAAAAGUGUUUAAUGAAAUAAACGGCCUCAAACACCUCUAAGAUGAUAGGAGACAUGAGCAGAUUUGUCAUACUUAAUGGUGCUUGCUAUGACAGUAUUAACUAUUGUUUAUACUUUAAGGGUUAGAGUCUUUUCAGAUAAAUGAUACAUCAAAUCAUGUGGAUUGUUAUGUGUGCUGUUAUUUUAAACCAUGGUGGCAGUGAGUUUUGCACAGGUGAGCACAACUUCUGUUUUCUUCAGAUAAUGUAAACAUCUAGUCUUUAAUAGAUUGUGUAGUUAGAGAUCUUACAUGCGACUAUAAAGCACACACACACUUCUUGGCAGAACUGCAGAUAUUAUGGUCUUGUCAGGCUUUUCAGAUAUCAAUGGAUGACUGGUUCCUGUUCACUGGAUGGACACUGUACAGCUGAACCAAAAGUGUCCCUCCAUGAACCAACCUAAAUGUCAGCGCAGCACCAGCAACCGUUCACCUUCAGCAUCUCAACAUCUCCCAUAUUCUCCUCUCCCUUAAAGGCUCCUUCUGCCCAUGUGUGCUUCUGUUUGGACAGUCCUGCUGGCCUCCAGCCAGUGUGUAUAGUAUGGUGAGAAAACAGCCCAUUGGGAGCAGUGGACCAGGGUUCAGGAGAGGCCUCUGGGAAACUGGCCACGUCUCUUUCACUCUCAUCCCUGGACCUGAAGACCUACAACUGACCAAUCAGAUGCAGUCUAUGCUGUCCCCCGGCUCUUACUGUCUCCGCUUGCUAAGUAUCCCUGAAGCUAGUCUCUCUCUCCUCUUCCCACGUCUCCCGUCUCAGUCACACUCUAUUUUCUCCCUCCCUCUGUCCAUCCAUCAUUCAUUUCUUUCCAUCACACCCUCUAUCCAUCAUACAUCUAUCACUGAAUCGGUCUACCCAAGCAUUCCUCCCAGCCACCAUUACAUAUCUUAAUUAUCUUUAAAGGAAUAGCUUAUAUAAAAAUAUAUUAUUUAAAUAUGUAUUUUGGUAUUACUUUACAGUAAGAUUUCAUUUGAUAACACUGGUUAAAUAUGUUAGUUAAUCUGAAUUAACAAUGAACAGUACUUUUUUUUUAAGUGUAACUUUGAACCACAUACUUACAUUUUUUUUUUUUUUUUUUUACGGAAUAAACAGAAUGGGAAUAACUGCAUUUUGAUAGCAUAUUUAAACUGGUGUGAAAAUGUUUCUCAAACAACAACAAAUGCCAUUUUAUUGAAAAUGAUGUGUAAUCAUUUUCAUCAUCUGAACACAAACGUGAAAUAUAUUUCAGCACUUUGGAUGAACAGAAUUAGUCAAUAACAAUUACAAAUUUCUGUUCAUGCUGUACGCAAAGAUAUUUUAUACAGUUGUAUAAACUGUAUUUCAAAAUCACUUUUGUGUUACACUGAAAUAAUAAUAAUACAAAUAAAGGACACAAGGUUGAGUAAACAACAGAACAUAUUUUUUUUUUUUUAACAUGCCUGCCUUAUUAUUUACAGAUUCAUUUCUAACUGCUCAUUUCACACCUAUCUUCCAAUCUGUCUAUCCAUCCACCCACCCAUCCAUCCAUGGUGCAAUAAUUUCCAUCUGUUUAAGCUCUAUGACACCUUUCCUCCAUUCUCACCCUUCCCCCCAAAAAAAACACCUCUGUUUUGUCUCCUCUCAUCCCUCAUUUCUGUAUAGGACACUCACCUUCCUGUGACAUUCCUAACACGGACACUCCUUCAGGAUUCCUCCUGCAGUCGAACCGGGAUGUCCCACCCACCCCCAGCCUGCCUCCACUGGACCCCAUGGGAUGAAAGGAUGACCAAGGAAGAGGGUGGAAGUCUAAUGAAUAAGUGAUUAAGAUCGACAGUGUCUGGGGGUCUGCUGUUGUACUCAUCUUGAUCCCACAAUUUUAAUUUCAUCUCACUCAACUACACAAGCAGACCCCAUAAACCCACCGUCAGGUCCCUGAAGUACCAUUAGCACAGGUGUGAACUCUACCCCCCUCCCUUGUUCCUGACCCUGACCUUGUGACCCCGGGCUGCCAGGACACCGUGACUGAGGAGGCCACCAUGAGUCAGGAGGGGCAGCAUGACCCCCUCCACCCAGACACACCACCUCCAGAUACACCCCCAGCACCUGGAGACGAGGAGGCCGACGGAUCUAUGGCGAGAGAGCUGGAGCCCUGCAAUGGGACAAAGACAGAGGAGGAGCAGCAAGGUGAAGCAGAAGAUGGAGAUACAGAGAGUAACAGAAACACACAGUCCAGUGCAGAGGAGAAGGUGACAUUAGAAGAGGAAGGUAGAAACCGUGAGAUUGAGAGCAGCUGCUUAGAUCCUGUAACAGAAAAUGGUAAUAGGGACAUCAGUGAAGGUGAAGACACACAGCUGCUGCCUCAAAGCCCAGAAAACGACUCAACCAAGUCCCUGUGUGCUCUAAGGUUUGAGAACGGGAACGUAGAUGACAGCGAAGGGCAGGAGGAUGAGGAGGGGGUCCUGGAGGAGCCUUCAGCACAGGGGAACCUAGACGCCUUCAGCUCCACGUUUGAGCUCUCCGUAGAAGAAGCAGAUGCUGAGAUAGAGAACGAGGAUGGCGGAGAGGAAAGGGAGACCCGAAAUCAGGACAGUUUCAGCUCUACAUUUGAGAGCAUUGUGGAGCAGGUCGCCAAGACAACGGCUGUGGAGGAGGAAGAGGACGACGGAGAGGAAGAGUACGACACGACGAAAGAGACCCAGGAUGGCUUCAGCUCCACGUUUGAACGCAUCGUCGAGUCAGAGCUUCUAAGAGGCGGGACUUGCUACAGCAGUCUGGAUUCACUGGACGUGUUAUCGCUCACUGAUGAGACGGACAGCUGCGUCAGCUUUGAGGCACCCCUCACCCCUCUCAUCCAGCAGAGGGCCCUAGUAGGCCCUGAACCUCCAGAACUGGAGCUGGAGACCGUGCAGGAAGGGGCUGAGAGUGAGGCUGAGCUAGGGACGGAGAUGGCAAGGGAUGAAGCCAGCUCUGCAAGUCCACUACGGACCACUAUUCCAGGAAGCAGGUCGGAAAAUAUCUUGAGCCAGCCGGCACAAUGGAGCAUCCCUAAUGGAUUCCACAUUGAGCUGCCUGGGAAUGGAGAGAAUGGAGGAACAAUGCCAAACUCUAUCAGUGAUGCUAGCCUCACAGAUGUGCUGUGUGACUCGGAUUCUGAGUUGGGCAGUGUGGACACGCUGGAGAGAGGAAGCACGGAUACUCUCGCCAACGGCUGCCGCGUCGACGCAGAUGCUGCCAAACGAUUGGCUAAGCGACUAUUUUAUCUGGAGGGCUUCAAGCGCUGUGACGUGGCUCGACACCUGGGCAAGAAUAAUGAAUUCAGCCAGUUGGUGGCAUCGGAGUACCUGAGCUUCUUUGAUUUCACAGGGUUGUCAUUAGACAGAGCGCUGAGGAACUUCCUGAAGGCGUUUCCUCUGAUGGGAGAGACACAGGAGAGAGAACGUGUGCUGGUGCACUUCUCCAAACGCUUCUGCUACUGUAACCCAGAAGCCCUCACCUCAGAGGAUGGUGCUCACACACUUACCUGCGCACUAAUGCUUCUUAACACAGACCUGCAUGGACACAAUAUUGGGAAGAAGAUGUCUUGCCAGCAGUUCAUUAGCAAUCUGGAUGGCCUCAACGACGGCAAAGAUUUUCCCAAAGAAUCUCUCAAGGUGCUCUAUAACUCAAUAAAGAAUGAGAAGCUGGAGUGGGCGAUUGAGGAAGAUGAGUUGAGGAAGAGUCUGUCGGAGCUGGUGGACGAGCAGUGUGAGGCGGGAGGGAAGAGGGUUGUCAGGGUAACGGACAGCAGUAACCCUUUCAUCGCCAUUCCACUUUUGCUUAAUGCCGUGACGUACAAACACGGCGUUCUGACACGCAAAAGCCACGCAGACAUGGACGGCAAACGCACCCCAAGAGGACGCAGAGGCUGGAAGAAGUUCUAUGCCGUGCUGAAGGGGAUGAUUCUUUACCUGCAGAAAGAUGAGUACAAGCCUGAUAAAGAUCUGUCAGAGGUGGACCUGAAGAAUGCAGUACGGGUUCACCACGCUCUUGCUACUAGAGCCUGUGACUACAGCAAAAGACAGAACGUCCUCAAACUCAAGACCUCGGACUGGAGAGUGUUCCUCCUGCAGGCCCCGAGUGAAGAGGAGAUGAUGUCAUGGAUUUUCAGGAUUAAUCUGGUCGCUGCUCUUUUCUCGGCUCCUGCUUUUCCCGCUGCCAUCGGCUCCAUGAAGAAAUUCUGCCGACCGCUACUGCCUUCAUCCACCACUAGACUCAACCAGGAAGAGCAACUGAAGUCCCAUGAGAACAAACUGAAGCAGAUUUCUCUGGAGUUGGAGGAACACAAGAGGAGCCCACCAGACCUGACCCCCAAGAGCAAAGAAUCAGAAGAGUAUCGAAUCAAAGAGCACUAUUUAACCUAUGAGAAAUGUCGCUAUGAGACAUACAUCAGUCUCCUGCAGGCCAAGGUUCGCACAGGAAGUGAUGACUUGGAUAAGAUUGAAGCCAGCCUGUUCAGUGGGGAGGGGAAAGAAGGUUACCUGCGCAAAACUCAGUCCAGCCCAUCAAUCAGCCAAGGUCAGGGGGUCAACGGACGGGCCGGUCAUAAACACACCCCAGAUCACAAUAGCUGAAGAGCCUUCUUCGACCUCUGAACUCAUGUGACACACUCACGUUUGAGCCUGAUUGCAGUGGGUUUGAAUAUGUGAGACAGUGUCGAGAGAAAUACAAACCGUAGCAUUAUAAUGUCCUUAUUAUUUCAAAGUACAGUAAAUUUAUUAUGACCAUAAUGUAUAUUAUUAGUAUUAUUACUACAACAAAAAACAUAGUUAAUUGUGCUAUAAACAUUAUUAUGUGCCAAAAAUGAAAAAAUGAGGAGACCAAGACUGUAUAAGUGGGAAGAAAUGACAACACUGCAUAUAAAGUUAAGAGAAGGUGAACUGUGGCAUUACAAAUGCAUUGUGGAAGAUGCACUGUGACAUGCAGCCAUGUUGUGAUGUCAUUUAGUAUUUUAAGCCUGGCUCACACUACAGGAGUUUUAAAAUCAUAACUGAUUUUGAAAUUUGGUUGCAGCACACACAUAAGGAGAAUCUUUGCAGCUGAUCUUCCCUCAAAUAUUAAAGAUGCACACACUACAAGAUUUGAACAUCGUGGCACAUCACACACUGCAAGAUAUCAUUAAGAUCAUGCUAGAGGGAGCACUUCACGUGAUCUCACGCAGCAGAUCGUCACAGAAUAUAUAUUUUUUGUUUUGUUUUAGCAUGCUAGCUUUCUCCACUCACCUGGUUUUCACUCAUUUCACUCCAGCACCUCAAUUUCUCCUUACAGUUGUGAUGUGUUUUCGACACAUUACAGACAGUUGUGUUCAUCAAGUAAAAGUCUUCUAUCUCCACUAUCCAACGAAGCCCUACAUCAGCUGUUUUGCAGUUUUGCGCAUUGGCUGUGAAAGUACUGACGUAAUCAUAUAGCCAUCAUCAUUCCAAAUAAAUCCUAAAUAUCAAACAUGUUUGAAAAUAAUCGGGGCUGCUGAUAAUAAUCGGUAAACGCACUGAUCCGAUAAAAAAAUAUUACCAGAUAAUCCGCGCCAAACAUUGGGACAGAUCGAGGUGCUCGACAAGAUGUUCGCUCUGAUUCUCGGGAGGGGGAAAUCGGGGCUAAAUCAGGCAAAAAAUCCUGCAGUGUGAGCCAGGCUUUACUGUGACACACAAAGAGAUUCAUUUAGGUUCCAUUAAAGGGACAAAAUAUGACCCUCAUAUCAUUCCAAAUCUGUACGAUUUUCUUUGGAGGAACAUAGAAGAUAUUUUAAAGAAUGUUGGGGCCUAAACAACAUCAUUCCCCAUUUUCUUUCAUUGUAUGAAAAAAAAGAAAACUGCACAGACAUUUUUCUAAACAUAAUCUUUUGUGUAAUGCAAAAGAUGGAAAGUCAUACAGGUUUUGGGUGACUUGAAGACAGAAUUUGUCAGUGUUAAAGUCCGUUUAUAUGUGGAGAUGACAAUGAGUAUUGGUCAAUAGAUCGACCAAUAAAGCGCUGCAGUGAUAGUAUUUUUGUAGGCCAACCUGAAAGUUUGCACAACCUUGCUUCCCUCAACAACAACUUUAUUGCAGAAAAGAAGCUCCGUGUCCGAUAAAAGUUUAUGAUUCUUACAUACUUUAUUCAACAUAAUAAUCUUCAGAAAUGGACAAAAUUGUAUGACUUUUGACACCUAAAGCCUGGACACACCGAGCCAACAGCGAGCGACCGUCGGGCUAGUUUAUUUGCUGUGUUCUACUCGUCGGCUCUAAUUGGAUGUUCAGUUUAGCAAACAAAUCAGUGCCCGAGAAUUAAAUUGAAAGUGAUGAAAACAAUCAUGUGAAUGAAGGUGGUACAGACAAAAGGCUGUUUAAAUAUUACAUGAUAUUUAUAGGUGAAUGUUUUCAACAUGAGCCACUUAAAAAGAUUAAAGUUACUGAUAUUCCAAAUGGCAAGCAAGCGCUGCUUUGUUUACCUUUCGUAUAUCUGCGUUUAUCUCGUAUAUCUUUAUUUCAGUUUCUCCUUUUGAAUGACGAAUAUAAAUACUAUUAUUAGCUGCUGAUAUGAACAGCUCGUUCCUCUCAGGCAUGCGCAGAAUGACCGUGUUAGUUUGCCAUCGGUUUUAGUCUGUGCGGUAUGUUACAGCGCAGGUUUUUGGUCCAAUGCUUUCGUUGCCGCUAGUUCUUUGAAGUUGGCUUGGUAUGUCCGGGCCUUAAAUAUAAUCAACAAAAGUAAAAUGCUAAACAUAGGCUAUCAGUGAAUUACACCAUGGCCACAUGACUUCAACUUCUCCGCUAUUUACCUUCAAACAACUCUUUCAAUCAAUGUUUUUUUGUAUCCCUAAAAUGCAAUUUUUUUCAGGUUUUGGCCUAUAAAAACAUGUCAUCUCUGCAGCACUCUAUAGCAUGCAGUUAAGGUGGGACUGUCGGUUUAACUGACCAAUGGCAGACAGGGAGAGUUCUGAAAAUCUGUUUGAAAAGUCUAAACUGCAAUUCCGCACAGAAGUGACACAUUUCACCUUUAAAUAAAUCAUGACAUCACUUUGCAGUGUUUGACAUUCUUUAUGACAUCACAACGUGUGUGUAUCCCAAGGCUGUGUGUAGUAAUGGCUUCCUGAUUGACAGGUCUGCUUUAGAUGUAGGAUUUGAUGUACUUGUGAGAUGCUCACAGUAUCGGUCUCAUGAAGUGGCCAGUUUAAGGGCUUUGCUACACGUUGGGGUGCAUGUAAAGAUUCAUGUGGGCUGUUUAUAGUGUUAUAUAACUACCCCCUUGUAAUUAUUUAUUAUGUUAUAUUUAUUAAUUGUAAAUUUAUAUUCUCCUUUUGGAGAAAAUAUAGCGGGAAGUCGCUUGUAAAGAUGACUACAUUUGACUCUUGAUUAGUUUUACCUGCACCCUUGUUGUUUUUUGUUUGUUGUUUUAACUCUCUUAACUAAGGAGCUGACGGUUGAUUAAUGGAUCCAGGGAUAUAUCCGAUGUUGGAAAAUACGGUGUCUUAACACGGGACAGGGUAUGGGACAUUGUAUGCACACAAGCGAGGAAGGAAGACUGCAAGUUGAGUCUGAAUAUGCAAAACAGUGACGAAGAGGAAAAAAAAUUGGGACUGAAAGCGACGCCCUCAUUUUCUCUAUUCAGUGGACCACAAAGCCUCUAUGUGUUUCUAUGUGCCUGCAGAAAAUUCAACCUGGACUGAAUAUUGAGCAGCAGGACUGCAAACAACACACCAUGAACCUCCCUGCUUCUUCAUCUGAAUCGCUGUAGCGUAUCGAAACGUCUCAAUCCUGGAAACGUGUCACUUUUGAAGAAGAUAAUUGUUCUUGAGCCACCAAAUAGGACUCUGAAACUUAACGGUACAAACUUUGAGCAAGUGCAAGUAGAUUUUUAUAGUCCUGUCGUAAAGCAUGAGGACGUGAGAGAUUGAGCUUUUGGCUCUUUUAUGCUUUAUGGAUGUGGAAUGACAUUAGAGCUGCAAUUUUAUACAUUCUUAGUAAUGGCUUUCUUAAAAGGGACCUCUAUAGCCUUCUUUUCGCUUUGGCUGUUGUGCUAACAUGAUUUUCCCAUUUAGGGUAGAACUCCGAUGCUGUUGUAAUAAAAGAUUGUGAUUAUUUCACCAUCUCAA
Molecule: messenger RNA, 10987 nt
Organism: Carassius gibelio (silver crucian carp)
Lineage: Eukaryota; Metazoa; Chordata; Actinopteri; Cypriniformes; Cyprinidae
Product: PH and SEC7 domain-containing protein 2-like
Exons: 16
Coding region: 4922-7495 (857 amino acids)
Biological process (GO): regulation of ARF protein signal transduction
Molecular function (GO): phospholipid binding; guanyl-nucleotide exchange factor activity; protein binding
Source: RefSeq, a predicted model, not a curated record